Messenger RNA from Pezoporus flaviventris, 1316 nucleotides. RefSeq names its product guanylate cyclase activator 1A (gene GUCA1A). The transcript is spliced from 4 exons. Lineage: Eukaryota; Metazoa; Chordata; Aves; Psittaciformes; Psittacidae. Gene Ontology annotation, cellular component: cone photoreceptor outer segment; photoreceptor inner segment. The coding region runs from base 265 to 864 and encodes 199 amino acids. Gene Ontology annotation, molecular function: calcium ion binding; calcium sensitive guanylate cyclase activator activity. The record is from RefSeq and is a predicted model, not a curated record. Gene Ontology annotation, biological process: visual perception; positive regulation of guanylate cyclase activity.
GCGCCUCAUUGGCCGCCGGGGAGGGAUUUGCUGGGUACUUAAAUGCCACCCUCUUGUCCAAAGAGGAUUUUGUGCUUUGGAGUUUCCCUGGGGAGAGGUGGCUUUUGCCUCCAUCACCCACACACAGGCAGCUGGAUUCUUCCCAACGAGUGAUCCCUGCAGCGCACCAACACCGAGACUCUAAAGGCAAGAAGCAGAAGUCAAGAGAAAGCCCUCAAAUUCCACCUCAAAACACCCAUUGCUUUGGCUGCAAAGUGAGCCGAGAUGGGGAACAUGGACGGGAAAUCCGUGGAGGAGCUGAGCACCACCGAGUGCCACCAGUGGUAUAAGAAGUUCAUGACGGAGUGUCCUUCGGGCCAGCUCACCCUCUAUGAGUUCAAGCAGUUCUUUGGCUUGAAAAACCUGAGUCCUGCUGCCAACAAAUACGUUGAGCAAAUGUUUGAGACGUUUGACUUUAACAAGGACGGCUACAUAGAUUUUAUGGAGUACGUGGCAGCUCUGAGUCUGGUCCUCAAAGGGAAGGUGGAUCAGAAGCUGCGGUGGUACUUCAAGCUCUACGAUGUGGAUGGGAACGGCUGCAUUGACCGGGGAGAGCUGCUGAACAUCAUCAAGGCUAUUCGAGCCAUCAACCGGUGCAACGAAACGAUGACGGCUGAGGAAUUCACAAACAUGGUGUUUGACAAAAUCGACAUCAAUGGAGAUGGCGAGCUUUCCCUGGAAGAGUUCAUGGAGGGCGUGCAGAAGGAUGAAGUGCUGCUCGACAUCCUCACCCGCAGCCUGGACCUGACACACAUCGUCCGGUUGAUCCAGAACGAUGGGAAGAACCCGCACGAGCCGCAGCAGGAGGCAGAGGCUGCCCAAUAGGCUCCCGGGAUGCCUUCCCUUCGUCUCUGCUUCCCCCCCUUUGCAUCCUUAAAACAAAUGUGUUUGUGGGAGCUGCCCCAGCACCAGUGCAGCCAGCGAUAGACUAUAGGGACCAGGGUCUGCUCCUAAGCUACCGCUCCCCUGGCACAUGGCUCAGGGGAGUCUGGGGCUCUGCCUUGGUCCUGCCCAGUGCAGCAGUGAAGAGGGGUGCUGUGAUGGCAGCUCAUCGUGCUGGAAGCACACAUCUCCCCCCAGGACUGCCAGUGGGACCUCUUGUGUGAAGCAGGGACACAAUGCACCAAGAGAGCCUCACACCAAGCAGCGGCCAACACCAGCAUCUGCAGGGGAUGAACCCCAGGGCUGCCAGCACUUGGCCCUGGUGAAAGGAGGUCCCCAAAGGACACACGUAUGAAACCUGCACAGCAGACCCGAACCUUCUCUCUCCAUGCACA